This is a messenger RNA of Solenopsis invicta (red fire ant), 3043 nucleotides long. Its product is annotated as dynein-1-beta heavy chain, flagellar inner arm I1 complex. The transcript has 9 exons. The record is from RefSeq and is a predicted model, not a curated record. The coding region runs from base 423 to 2864 and encodes 813 amino acids. Lineage: Eukaryota; Metazoa; Arthropoda; Insecta; Hymenoptera; Formicidae.
GCCGCCGCGAGACGCGAGAUUUCCCAUCUGUGUACACUCGCGCUACCUCGUGCCGUAACGUCACAACUGUUGCUCAAAAAUAUCAAAGUAUGGCCGUGAGGUUAAAUUAAUUCAAAUUUUCCUCUAUUUUUAAACGCUUAGAAGAUCUAAUCUUAUUAUCUUCGAUUAAUUUGAUCGACCGAUUAAAUUUAACGAUAGUCUAUUGCAAAACUUCAAAUUGACCAUCCUUAACCUAAUUACAUAAUUAUUUUUAUUAUAAAACAUUAUUUAAUAUUUAUUUGAAAAUAUUACAUUUAUAUAAAUAUAUUAUAAUUUGUAGAAAUUGGACAAGGAAAAUAAAAUAAUACAAUCAAUUUUAUGUUUUGCAGUUUGCUAUUAAAUUUGAUCGGACCAUCAUUAAGUUAAUUGAAAAGAAAUGGUGAAUGGUGAAACCGCUAUUUCAUAUAUAUUGUCUGUCGCGAACAUAUAUGUCUCGUCUGUCGCAUCUUACGUUAUAUUAUGUAUAUCAACUAUAUACUUCUGUAGUCGCACUGUUUCUUUCAUUAUCCGUUUUAUCGAUAAGUAUAGGAUACAACGUAUGUACGUUACUUAGCGACGUUUCCUCCAAUCUGUCAGCUUCUUCCGCAAAGUCACUAUCAAACAUUUUUGUUGAUUAUUAUAAAUUAUUUAAUAAUUUACGAUUAUUAUUAUUAUUAUUAUCACCAUCAUCAUCAUCAUCUAAAAUAUAUUUGCAUGUUCGCGCAUCGUUUUUGAGCAAACUAUUAAACGAUCCGAAACACAAGCCAAAAAUGGAGAAGACGAAGAAAAUCCAAGACAAGUCACUAUUAUUGGAUCCUCAUCGAGAAUUUUUGGACAUGGAUACAGACGAAGAAGAUUUUGCCCGAGAAGAGAGUCCUGAGACUGAAGAGGAGCUUUCUUCCGAACCGAUUAAACCAGUUUUCGAUGAACAGGAUUUAAAUAAAUUAGUACAAUAUGUAAAAGAUCUUACAACUCUUCCUUCUAUUGAGGACUGUGAUUGGAAAGAGGAGUGCCUUAUGAUAAUUCGCGAGUAUUUUGAAAAUCCAGCUUCUACAUUAUUAUGUAUAUAUUUCCAAGCUGAUACACUGAACGCACGAUUAAGAAUCUUGGACGAUAACCAAAAUGAUUUCGCAUAUUUCUUGCGAACACCGUGGCAUGUAUUUACAGUCGACAAUUUUCAUGCCACGGUUGUCUUCGGUAACGUAACGCAUAACGCAAUGAUGUGCGUGUUAAGAGUAAUGGAAAAUAUGUACGUUACCAUCGCGCGUGACAGUGGCGAGUGGCCAAAAAUUAUCAAAAAUAAUCUGUUCUUCAAUCUACAUAAUUUUCUAUUGCGCUUAACCGAAUGGGUUUACAAGCCGAUGGGUUUGACCAAGUUGUACGUACCAGGAGAAAAUUUCUCUGAUAUCUCGACGAUUCUAUCAUCGAAGACAAAUGGGCCGCAGGGCCAUUCUAAGGAAUUGCGAGAGUCAGAAAAGGCAUCGAUUGACAAAUUUGAAAGAAUUGUACGUUAUUGGAUUAAACAGAUACGACAAGUAUUGGCGAACGCAUCCGCGAGUAAAAGCAGACAAACUAUAUUUGAAGUGCUUCAACAUUGGACAGCGAGAUGUUGGUUUCGAAUGUAUUCACUACAUUUUACAUACAUUUUAAAUCGCAAGCGAUUGCUAUUAGUUUUAUUUACAGAUUUUAAUUUAAGCUGUUUACAUGAUCAACUAUCGAGUAUGGAAAUUCAAUCGAUAUUGCGUCAUUUGAAGAACGUUCGUUCACCGAGCGUGGACUUUUUUCAACUUUUGACAUUGCAGCUUCGUGAAGGAUUGAAGCAAGCUGCAUCCAAUAUAACGUAUCUGAACGUUCUAUCGGAAGCUUGUAACGAUUUGACGUGUCCAGACGGUCCGGACGAGAUGGAAAAGCCUAUGAUGAAAAUAUUGUUCUUGAUAUUGUUCAUCUGGACAGAAUCCUCGUUUUAUAAUAUGUCGAACAACAUAGAGGUACUUUGCGAAGCUAUAAGCACUCAAAUAGUACAUCAGUGUAAAAGUUUCAUCAAUUUGCACGUAAUAUUAGAAGGCGAUGCGGAAAAUGGAAUAAAUACACUUCGAAAAUGCAUCUCUUGUUGCCAAACAUAUAAAACAAUAUAUAAUAAAGUUACAAAAAUAACUGCGCUCAUUAAAUCGAAUAGCAUCUGGGACGUGAAUGAACAUUUAAUAUUUAAUUAUAUUGAUACAUUUGUGCAGAGAUGUUACGAUAUCAUUGAAAUAUGCGAUUCUUCAAUAGUAUUUGGAAGGUGUAAUAAAGUAGGAAUGAUCGGUGGUCCAAAAGGUGUCGAGUAUGAUGCUUAUUGUCGCCAAAUAGAGAGUCUAUUUUACGAGGGUCUCGAUGAAAUCAAAUUGAUCCGCGAUGACAUUUUGGACUUGACAAAAUCCUCAUGGCUAGAAAACAUGCUCAGGUUUAAAAAUUUUGUAUUGGAAUUGGAAUGUAUGGUUAAAAAUUUAAUCGAUCGCAUAUUCGAAGAGAUUAACAAUGUUGAGGAGGGUAUCGAGGCUAUUUAUGCUUUGCAACGCUUCAAACAUAGAGGAUCUUUGCGAGAUAUAUUAUCGAGGAAAUGGGUGCAGGUGUGGGAAAUAUUUAGUAAAGAAAUUGAAAGUUGUAACGAUAAUAUGAUUUUAGAAUACGAAACGUAUUAUACACCAUUCCAAUGCUACUCGGAAGAUGUAAUUAUGAUAUGCAUAAAGCAAUAUUUAGAACGGUUGUUCCACAUGAUGAUCGAUAUGUCUGAUUGGAUUGGAGAGUGUGUAGCUGAGAAAUAUAUAUUGGAUCAAUAUAAGAGAAUGAUGUAUCGAGAUGUAUAGAGAUAAAAGUGACAAAGAUGCCUUUGGUAAUAAAACAUAUGGUGCAAUUAAUUUUGAUUAAAGUUAUAUAUUAUACUGGAAUAUUGUAUAAGAUAUAAAGAUAAAAAAAUUAAACUCUAUACGCGCGCGCGCACGCAUCGACGCUUGAAUAGCUUCAAUAAAGAUUUGUUAAACUCAAA